CACAUCUUUAAAAAGUAAACUGACUCGCCUCCUAUGAUUAGUUAACACUAGGGUAAAAAUAUCUUCAGUGUUUUUGCCUGGCCAAGGUAGUUUCAGGCAAAAAUAUCCAUAACUGUAGCGUGUGUGCGCACUCUUUAAAAUAUAUGUGACACCACUUAUAGUGAAAUCAGAGAUAAAACAGGAUUUACAGGAAUAAGCAGCCCUAUAGAUAAGAAUCAAAGAUUACAUUACUGUAUCUUGAAGGCUUUUUAAGCAUCUGGCCUGCGUUUUUCUGAUAAGCUGAUUUUUAAAAUCCAGUUGAGCAAGUUGACAGCUGAAUAUGGCAGGAAGAGGAAACUGUAAUUGGUCAGUAAACUGUACAGAAGACUCAUGUUUACCAAACUGGACAGUUCGAUUUUAGUGAUUUCAUUUUGUUAUCAUUGACUGAAACCUGACAUUUGAGUUUCAUUUGAGAAAUUAAGGAUCAAUUAAUGUUGUCCAAGAAUCAAAGUGUAGACCACUGUUCCUGACUUCCUCAUUUAGGCUGACCACAGAGGUGUUUUUUGUUAUUUUACAAAGUUAGUACAUGUAGGAAUGGCCUGGUUGUUUUGGACAAUGAUAGCAAGUUUGCUGAAAGUCGUGGGUUACUAUGUUUUUUUAUAUCUUCCCCGCUGGAAAAAAUAGUACUCUAGGUUUGCAAAGUCAGAUCAACUUACAGUAAAUGCACAUCAAAUAAAUAGGUUCUGGUCAUUGGAAGUGUCCCUGGUGAAAGAGAAGAUGACACCCUCAGGUCCCUUAAACACCUUUAUUAACAUUUCAACCACACUCACACAUGAGUCCAACUUUCAGUGUGGGUGAUGAAUCAUCAGCUGCCUGUACUCCAAAUGUAUCUAGCAUUUCAGUCAUGCUCUACAUAUAAAAUAUACUUUAAGCAGACAAACACUUUAAGCCUUUAUAUCAACCACUUCAAGAGGAAAAAUAUCUUCAACUGAUUGCUGUUACUGAUUACAUGACCUGCAGCGAAGUGACACUUUGUCAUAUUUCAAUUAUGUAUCAGAGCUUAACAGAAUCAUACAUGAGUUUGAUAUUGGUUGUGCAUUUUCUAUGAUGAAUAACACUCUUUUUCCUACAUCAGAAACAGAUUCUUAUGCAGAGCAUUGAAAUUUGUUAUUGCAGACAUUUACAUCUAGCUCAAUACCAACCGCAGCUUUGUCUCCACAUUUUCUUCUCUUGCUGCUCAGCAUAAAAACAGUUUCACCACAGAGUUGUGUCUAUAUUGAUCACACUCAUCAUUCAGGAAUAUUGCUGAACGCCAUGGACAACACCACUGAUGACACAAUAUGUCAUUCAUCUUUCAGGUAAGAGAGUAUGAAGAAGAAAUACAUUCCUUGAAGGAGCGGCUGAAGAUGUCUCAUCGCAAGCUUGAAGAAUACGAGCAGAGACUUAUGUCGCAGGAACAGCAGACAAGCAAGAUCCUGCAGCAGUAUCAGUGCCGCCUGGAAGACAGCGAGCGCCGCCUGAAGCAGCAGCAAAUGGAGAAGGACUCUCAAAUCAAAGGCAUCAUCAACAGACUCAUGGCUGUGGAAGAUGAGCUGAGAGGGGGUGCCAUUCCUGAUAUUAAGCCUCGAAUCCUCACAGACCAGUCUAUCAACCAGGGCUAUGGCCACCCAGGAUCCUGACUGCCAAUUCCAAAGUGACCAGAGUUCAUGACGGUCAUUCGAGUGUAAGAAGACUGAUUCAGAUCCUCCCCACAAAACCCCAUGAAGAGAAGCUCUGCAGAGAAUCCAGCAGGACUACUGGAGGCUUCUUCUCACAAAAUUCUUAAAAAAAAACAAAAAAAAAACUUUGCACAUAUUCAAAUUUUGCCUGUACCAGAACUUGACAAUCAAUUUAGCGUGAGGACCAGUGUGUGCAGUGAAUCUUCUGUGCACAUGUUGGCUGAAAAAUAUAAGCCAAUGCAACACCAAUGGCAAUACUGAACAUAACGAGUUUCUUUAUUUAAUCGGAAGUAGUAAGAGGAGAUGUGUAAAAACUGGGGAUGAAGAUGGAUUCAUGAUUUUCCCUGCAACAAGCAGCACUUCUUCACCUCUUGUAAGUGGCUGCAGACAAAAUGUAGAAAAGGCUCAAGCACAAUAUCACCACAUGGUGAUGCCUGGUGACAAGCAACAAGCACGUUGUUUUGCCAUUUGCCAUCUAUGAUCCUCAGAUGCAGGGCCCGAGCAAAGAUCAUAUUACUAUUUGAUUCUGGUUUAAUCAUUUAGUAACAUACUCUCACUGCAAAGGUGUUUUCACUUACGGAGGUGGUUAUCAUUAUGAUUUUUGCAUUCUUUAUAGUACAACCAUUCCAUCUGAACAGAUGCCAAACAAAUCCUAUUAGCCUAUAUUAUAGCUGCUGUCAAAAUAAACUAAAGCCUCUUGUUGGUUAUAUUUCCCUUUGACAGACUGUAAAGUGAGAACUUGACCUUAGUAUAUAAAUAUAUAUAUAUAUAUAUAUCUCAAAGCUAAUAAGCCUUUUUAAUAAUGGAAAUACUUUUCAAAAUACUCUGAGAAAAUGUGAUUUGUUAACUUUGUAAAAAUGAUAAUAGUGAUGAUAAUAAUAAAGUUUAUAUUACAGUUCAAAAUCAGCGAUACAAAGUGCUUCAUAAACAAUAUGACAAAGAAAAAGGAAAAAUAGUGUGAAAAUGUAUAAAUUAAAGGGGCAAAGUACCGCGGUAAUAUUCUGCCUGUGAAAAUAAUUAUCUUCAUGUCUUCUGUGGCUCUAGAGGAGCUUAGUAAGGUCAAUAACCCCGAUUAUGUAAUAAUGAUGUCAUCAGGGUUAUCUCAGCUUGGCAUCGUAGACUGCAAAUUUAUAUCAGAAAGACUGUGUUACUGCAGCGGGGGGCACGAAGGUUGAAAGACACAGGCAAUCACCAGGUUAGGAGUGAAAAGAUGCUUUAAAAGUAGCAUUAUGGGAAAUGUAGGAACAUUUUUGGAGCUGGACUCAUACUGGGGAUUAAAAGUCUGAGUAUCUCAACCUCUGCUGCUUCGAUUUUUUCUUUUAAAAAUGUUGUGUCUGUCAAAAGUAUUUCAAAAAUUUCUUCAAGAGGGAGGUCUAAAGCAAAAACUGACAGAUAAAAGCCUCAAAAGUAAUGAAUCAACCUGAAAUAUUGUAAGAUCAAGGCCUUCAUGUCCCACAUUUUCAUUAUUUAUCUUUUAAGCUUUAUUAUUUGUUUUGUUGUACAGCACUUUGUAACAUUGAUUUUGAAAAGUGCUAUAUAAAUAAAUUUAAUAACUACAAUUAUAAACAUUAUGUGCAACUGGAAACAAACCAUAUUAUAGCAAGUAGUGAAUUACUCAUCUGUUGUGUUUAAUGUUUCUGAAGCAUAGAUGUGCAACAGUUCUGCAUGUGCUUUUUAAAUGCGAGGACGAGUAAGUCAGUUUGCCGUCAGAUAUUAUUCUAAUGUACAAAACAAAAAAACUUUGACAUGGCUUUCUUACUGGAAGGCAUCUUUUUUUUUUUUUUUUUUUUUAUCCAUCCUGCUGACUCUUCAGUUUUUUCAGAAGAGGGUGGCAUUCAAGCCUUUUCACAUUA
Thunnus maccoyii (southern bluefin tuna) is the source of this 3550-nucleotide messenger RNA. RefSeq names its product ras/Rap GTPase-activating protein SynGAP-like. The coding region runs from base 1320 to 1658 and encodes 112 amino acids. NCBI's taxonomy places the organism in Eukaryota, Metazoa, Chordata, Actinopteri, Scombriformes, Scombridae. The record is from RefSeq and is a predicted model, not a curated record. The transcript has 3 exons.